UAUGGUCGAACGCUCGAUCGUCUGGAAACCGAACACAUGAAAGCCUUCGACCACUCGUUCAGUGCCUCGCCUAGUCGCUCAAGUUGCAUAUAGGAUAUGGUCUCCCCUUCCGCGGCGCUCUCCAUAGCCGCCCUCGCGGCCGGGGUCACGCUGAUGUUCCUCGUCCACGUCCUCGUCAUCUUCUGGGCUCUGCGGCGUGACCGCGACAUGGACGACGCCGAGGAGCGUGGCGCGGCAGAGAACGGCAGCGGCGCCGGGGAAGUCAACAAGGUCCUCACCGCCGACGAGCUCGACACGCUGCCGUGCUACGACUUCGAUGCCAGCGGCGGGGAUUGCGCGGUGUGCCUGGAGGCGUUCGAGGCCGGCGACCGCUGCAGGCGGCUGCCGAGGUGCCAGCACAGCUUCCACGCGCCGUGCGUGGACUCGUGGCUGAAGAAGAGCCGCUGUUGCCCCGUUUGCCGCGCCGACGUGGUUGGCGGGCCGGGCGAGCUGAAGGUGAAGGUGGUGGCUGAGGAGGGAGAGAUGCCUCGGCCUUUGCCGUUGGAGAUGGCGGAGAGGAGUGGUGGUAGCCCUGUCGCGUUGGAGGUCGUUUCAGAAAGAAUGCAAGAGCAUAGCAGGGGAAGUAUUCCUGACGGGGGCUGAAGGUCCCAAGAUCUCGUCCGUGUAACACUACGUAAUUUUUCUCUCCAUAUAUACACAGUGACCGUGCUCUUAAUUUUUUUUUCCGCUUUCACAUGUAAACAUAAUACACACAAAAAUUCACAUCUAUCUAUUAUAUACUAAAA
Molecule: messenger RNA, 785 nt
Organism: Brachypodium distachyon (stiff brome)
Lineage: Eukaryota; Viridiplantae; Streptophyta; Magnoliopsida; Poales; Poaceae
Product: E3 ubiquitin-protein ligase ATL23
Exons: 1
Coding region: 97-642 (181 amino acids)
Source: RefSeq, a predicted model, not a curated record